CUACAACUGUAGCAUCACCUACAACAACAACUGCAGAUGCUUCCACCACCACAAGUGCAGCACCUACUACAUCAAUCCCAACUGCAGGUCCUACUACCAUUUUGACUACUAAGACAAUCACAACUGAAUAUCCUACAGAAAUCACAACUGAAGCUCUUAUGACCCCCACAAUUGCAGCUUCUACUUCAACAACUGUUGCUCCCACGACAACAACUGCAGCAGCUCCUAUAACAACAACUGUAGCUGCUUCCAUAAACGCAACAACAGCACCUACUACGUCAAUCACAACUGCAGGUCCUACUAACAUUUUAACUCCAACGACAAGCACAACUGAGGCUCCUAUAGACAUCACUACUGUAGCUCCUUUGAACCCCACAAUUGCAACUUCUUCUUCAACAACUGUAGCUCCAACGAUCACUACAACUGCAGAAGCUUCUACAACAACAACUGUAGCUGCUUCUACAUUUACUACUGCAUCCCCUACUGCAACCACAACAGAAGCUCCUUCUACAACAACUGUAGCACCAAUGACUUUAGGAACAACAGUCCCAACGACAACUGCAGCUAAUUCCUCAACUGUAGCUCCUUCAAUGCCAAUCCCAACUGCAGCUCCUACAACAACAACUCUUGCUCAUUCGACCUCUACAACUUCAGCACCCACUACUUUAUUCACAACUGCAGGUCCUACUACCAUUUUACCUCCUUCGACAACCACAACAACAUCCACCACAACAACUGUUGCUCCUUCAAUGUCAAUCUCAACUGCAGGUCCUACUACCAAUUUAACUCCAACGACAACCACAACUGAAGCUCUUACAGACAUCACAACUGUAGCUCCUAUGCCCCCCACAAUUGCAACUUCAACUGCAGCAUCACCUACAACAACAACUGCAGAUGCUUCCACAAUCACAGGUGCAGCACUUACUACAUCAAUCUCAACUGCAGGUCCUACUACCAUUUUGACUCCUAAGACAAUCACAACUGAAGCUCCUACAGAAAUCACAACUGUAGCUCUUAUACCCCCCACAAUUGCAGCUUCUACUUCAACAACUGUUGCUCCCACGACAUCAACUGCAGCAGCUCCUAUAACAACAACUGUAGCUGCUUCCAUAAACGCAACAGCAGCAUCUACUACGUCAAUCACAACUGCAGGUCCUACUAACAUUUUAACUCCAACGACAAGCACAACUGAGGCUCCUAUAGACAUCACUACUGUAGCUCCUUUGAACCCCACAAUUGCAACUUCUUCUUCAACAACUGUAGCUCCAACGAUCACUACAACUGCAGAAGCUCCUACAACAACAACUGUAGCUGCUUCUACAUUUACUACUGCAUCCCCUACUGCAACCACAACAGAAGCUCCUUCUACAACAACUGUAGCACCAAUGACUUUAGGAACAACAGUCCCAACGACAACUGCAGCUAAUUCCUCAACUGUAGCUCCUUCAAUGCCAAUCCCAACUGCAGCUCCUACAACAACAACUCUUGCUCAUUCAACCUCUACAACUUCAGCACCCACUACUUUAUUCACAACUGCAGGUCCUACUACCAUUUUACCUCCUUCGACAACCACAACAACAUCCAAUACAACAACUGUUGAUCCUUCAAUGUCAAUCUCAACUGCAGGUCCUACUACCAAUUUAACUCCAACGACAACCACAACUGAAGCUCUUACAGACAUCACAACUGUAGCUCCUAUGCCCCCCACAAUUGCAACUUCAACUGCAGCAUCACCUACAACAACAACUGCAGAUGCUUCCACAACCACAGGUGCAACACUUACUACAUCAAUCUCAACUGCAGGUCCUACUACCAUUUUGACUCCUAAGACAAUCACAAUUGAAGCUCCUACAGAAAUCACAACUGUAGCUCUUAUACCCCCCACAAUUGCAACUUCAACUACAACUGUAGCAUCACCUACAACAGCAACUGCAGAUGCUUCCACCACCACAAGUGCAGCUCCUACUACAUCAAUCCCAACUGCAGGUCCAACUACCAUUUUGACUACUAAGACAAUCACAACUGAAUCUCCUACAGAAAUCACAACUGAAGCUCUUAUGACCCCCACAAUUGCAGCUUCUACUUCAACAACUGUUGCUCCCACGACAACAACUGCAGCAGCUCCUAUAACAACAACUGUAGCUGCUUCCAUAAACGCAACAGCAGCAUCUACUACGUCAAUCACAACUGCAGGUCCUACUAACAUUUUAACUCCAACGACAAGCACAACUGAGGCUCCUAUAGACAUCACUACUGUAGCUCCUUUGAACCCCACAAUUGCAACUUCUUCUUCAACAACUGUAGCUCCAACGAUCACUACAACUGCAGAAGCUCCUACAUUUACUACUGCAUCCCCUAAUGCAACCACAACAGAAGCUCCUUCUACAACAACUAAAUCACAACUCUUCUACUUCAACAACUGUUGCUCCCACGACAACAACUGCAGCAGCUCCUAUAACAACAACUGUAGCUGCUUCCAUAAACGCAACAACAGCACCUACUACGUCAAUCACAACUGCAGCUUCUACUUCAACAACUGUUGCUCCCACGACAACAACUGCAGCAGCUCCUAUAACAACAACUGUAGCUGCUUCCAUAAACGCAACAACAGCACCUACUACGUCAAUCACAACUGCAGGUCCUACUAA
This is a messenger RNA of Oncorhynchus mykiss (rainbow trout), 2648 nucleotides long. NCBI's taxonomy places the organism in Eukaryota, Metazoa, Chordata, Actinopteri, Salmoniformes, Salmonidae. The record is from RefSeq and is a predicted model, not a curated record.